AUGGCGAUAGCAGCGCUGGAGUUGAUGGGUUUCUUUUUUGGCCUUUUUGGCAUGCUUGGGACGCUGGUAGCCACUCUUCUGCCAUAUUGGGCGACGUCCGCACACGUUGGCCCCAACAUCGUGACGGCGGUGGUCAGCAUGAAAGGUCUGUGGAUGGAGUGUGUGUACCAGAGCACUGGAGCCUUCCAGUGUGAGACCUACAACACCCUUCUGGGACUCUCCACUGAUCUACAAACAGCCAGAGCCAUGAUGGUCAUCUCGUCCAUCUUCUCAGUCAUGGCCUGUGCCGUGUCCACCGUCGGCAUGCAGUGCACCGUCUGCAUGGACGGCUCUUCGAUCAAGACCAAGGUGGCUGGGGCAGGUGGUUCCCUGUUUCUCCUGGCAGGGCUUUUGGCGUUGAUCCCUGUGUCUUGGAAGACCCAUGAGGUGGUGCAGACCUUCUACAUGCAGAACAUGCCAGCCGGGCUAAAGUUUGAGAUCGGCGACUGCCUGUAUGUGGGGUUGGCUUCUUCACUCUUGUCCAUGCUUGGUGGAGGGCUGUUGAGUGCAUCCUGUUGUGAUGAUUUAGAUGGUAGCAGGGGAACCAGACGCCAUUACCCCUACCCUGACCGCACCGUCCCGCGCGGACAGCCCCUUUCCAUGCCUUACCAUCCAGUUACUCUACAUUCCACCACUAACCCCAACUUUACCAGCAAGAACCAGACCCUUAACAGCCAUACAAGCACUAGUACCCACUCCAACACGCCCGCCCAGGAUCCCAGGAAAUCGGCUCGGCAGAACACAGCAGCCGGUUAUGACGUCACCGGCUACGUUUGAGGAUUUGCGCUAAUC
Rhinichthys klamathensis goyatoka is the source of this 831-nucleotide messenger RNA. RefSeq names its product claudin 2 (gene cldn2). The transcript has a single exon. Gene Ontology annotation, biological process: cell adhesion; bicellular tight junction assembly. Gene Ontology annotation, cellular component: plasma membrane; bicellular tight junction. The record is from RefSeq and is a predicted model, not a curated record. The coding region runs from base 1 to 816 and encodes 271 amino acids. Lineage: Eukaryota; Metazoa; Chordata; Actinopteri; Cypriniformes; Leuciscidae. Gene Ontology annotation, molecular function: structural molecule activity.